Molecule: messenger RNA, 1533 nt
Organism: Peronospora matthiolae
Lineage: Eukaryota; Oomycota; Peronosporomycetes; Peronosporales; Peronosporaceae
Source: the annotation of a GenBank genome assembly
AUGCAACUCCGCUUUCCAUUACCACCGGGGUACUUUGCCGAGUUCGACUUGCUGCCGGACGAGAAACGGUCGCAACGUCAUCGACUCGAAAACUUGGAAAUCUCGCCAAGUCAAAGGACCAACUCCAUUGCUACCGGAGACGUGGCACGGAAGGGUCAGCUCACCAAUUGGGUCUGUACAGCGACUCCGGGUCCAGUCGAAGCCGAUCUCUUCGCCCGCUCGCGUCAAUCAAUGAGCUCCCACAGUCAUUCUGGACCCACGGACAUGGACCAAUUGUCGUUCUCCACACGAUCGACAAGAGACGGUGAACCACCUCGCAGGAGCAUUCAGCCGUCAGUGAUCGGCUAUGGCGUCACCCGGACGUCCUACCUCGGGCUCAAGUGGAAGUUGUCUCGCACGGUGGGUGGCAACCGGGACUGCUGCUACAUGGAGUACGUGGGGUUGUCGGAAGAUGCAGAUGGCCAGCACUUUGGCUACCACGUCAUGGAGUCCGUGCCCGUGCACAACUGUCCUCACUUUGAAGACAAUUCAAUUGUGCGCGCCCACGUGUCGUUUUGCUUUAUCUUUCGACCCGGCAAACUUGCAGACCAAGUCGAGGUGUUCAUGCAAGGCGCGUACGACUCAUCGGCUGACGCGCUCACGGCUGGAGGGGUGGGUGACUAUCGUAGCACAAUGGAUAUGCUAUUUAAUCUCCCGUCUACACUGGUAGGCGCAGAGGCGAAGAAGGUUUCGGCUAUGGUCGUGAAACAGUCGAGUGCACACAGGAGUGCGAGCACGGUGGACCAAAGCAGCCACCACUGCUUUAUCUGCCGCACCAAGUCGAAGCUCUUGUCCUUGCACUCGAACUGUCAGACGUGCGGCGCCGUCAUGUGCGGCAAGUGCCGCAUUCGAGUGGUGACGUUUUCCCGUCGAGGCAAGAUCAAAGUCUCGUGCUGCAAAUUGUGCAUGGUCAUGGUGCGAGACCAGUCGCCGUUUGCCGGCGAAGAGCUCGAGCUGCAGCAGUCCGCAAGUUCGAAGAAGCUGUUUGAUGAACAAAGUCGCAGCAGCAGCAGCAGAGGCAGCAUGAUCGCGAAACCUGAUAUGAUUAACUCGUCCAUCUCCACCAUGUCUUUGAGCGACUCGGAGUACGCCAUGUCGUACCAUUCGUGGCAGUCGAGCUCCGUGUCUUCGAUGCCGUCGGAUUGCAGCGACAGCUUUGACGGCUCGAGCGGCACCUUUAGCUCGUCGGAUCCUUUCGAUGGACCGAAAGAUGCCUGCGUUGCUGGGAGCCAGCCUCCGAUGCACGCUCCUGUUAGUUACCAGUCCGAGCAGCAGCGCCAGUACGAGCAGCAGCAGCUCCAAAUGCAGCAAUUCCUGAUACGACAGCGCAUGAAACAAAGUGCCGAGGCCGGCUACUCGACGAUGCCGGGUACGCGCCAACAGCCCACCACUCGAGAGGGUCUGUACAACCAAAUGCUGGAGCUGCGAGUGCAAGCUGAGCGAGCCUACGACUUGACAAACCAGAACGGCAAUAUGAUAAAUUCCCAGCGAUAG